AUGGGAUCCGUAGCCGCCGACCCGCCGACCGCGCCCCAGGGCAAGGCAGCCGCCGUCCCGGAAGCCGUCAAGCGCGCCGUGGAAGCCAAGGUGUACGGCUACAUGUACUCGUUCAUCGAGAUGGGCGCCGUGAAGCUCUUCAUCGAGCACAAGGUGUUCGCGGCCCUGCCGGCCGACGGCUCCGCCAUCAGCCUGGCCGACCUGGCGGCCAAGACGGGCGGCGAGUACAACAUGCUGGAGCGCUUCGCCAACUUCCUCGUUGCGUGCGACGUGCUCUCCGCCGGCAAGGAGACAGCCUCCUUCGCCCACGGGAGGACGUCCCGCUUCUUCCUGGACGAGGGCGUGAGUCUCAUGUUCAGCCACCUGUUCGAGAACUGCCUGCUCCCCGUGGCGCACUGGCCCGAGUACUUUGGCACCCACGGGCUGGCGGAGCCCAAGAAGGCGAAUGUCACACCCUGGGGCCUGUCGUGGGGCCACCCGGACAAGACCAACUACGAGGUCUUCGCCCUGUUCCCGGAGAAGGCGCUGCCCUUCAACGCGUCCAUGAAGGUGGGCGUCGCCGACAUGCCCAUCACGGGAAUGUACGAUUUCAGCUGGAUCGGCAGGCACGCCACCGAGGGUAGCAACGGGGACCGCACGCUGCUCGUCGACGUCGGCGGCGGCAUGGGCCAGGCCCUCAAGGCCAUCCUCGCCGAGAACCCCGACAUCCCCGCCGAGCGCUGCGCGCUGCAGGACAGGCCCGAGACGAUCGAGGAGGUCGAGAAGGAGGCGGACCCGGCGCUGGCCAAGGUGCAGAAGUUCGGCGCCAGCUUCCACGGGGAGGAGCCCGUCAAGGGUGCACUGGUCUACCACAUCCGCCGCGUCCUCAACGACUGGCCCGACAAGGACGUGACCAACAUCCUGCGCCAGAUCAGCGCCGCCGCGGCGCCCGACUCGCGCGUCCUCAUCUCGGAGCAGAUCAUCACCGAGGCGCCCUCGCAGAUGAUGGGCGCCGUCGACCUCUUCUUCAUGAACUUCGGCGGCAAGAGGCGCAGCGAGCGGCACUACGGCGAGCUGGCGGCCGCGGCCGGGCUCCGGCUGUCGUCCUUCUCCAGGCACGGCACGUCCGACUCGGCCGUCAUCGAGCUGGUGGUCGCUUAG
This is a messenger RNA of Diaporthe citri, 1140 nucleotides long. RefSeq lists its product as uncharacterized. Gene Ontology annotation, molecular function: O-methyltransferase activity. The transcript is spliced from 2 exons. Bases 1 to 1140 code for a protein of 379 amino acids. NCBI's taxonomy places the organism in Eukaryota, Fungi, Ascomycota, Sordariomycetes, Diaporthales, Diaporthaceae. The record is from RefSeq and is a predicted model, not a curated record.